AUGGCGACAUGUUGUUCGCCCCAAAAAUACAACGAAUGGUCUUUGAUCCGUCCAGUCGUUGACAUUUGUGAUCGCCAGCCAACAAUUACCGGCCUAUGUCUGACAUCUACCCUGGGUAUUUACUACGAUGCUGAGACGCAACAUUGUCGUUAUGUCGGCUGUAGUCCAGAUAAAAAAUUAUUUGCCUCGCUGGAUGAUUGUGAAAAGAUUUGCAAUAGCAAGAGAAGAAGAAAUCGUCGAAAUCCUACCAACAACCUGGUGAAGGCUGACACUAAAGCAUUGGUCAAUACUCCGGCUGCCAAAGAAAAAGAUCCGAAAUGUUUGCUACCCAUGGAACCGGGUCCAUGCCGUAUGCGUUUGGAACGUUAUUAUUACAAUGCCGAAACUGAUUCCUGUGAAACAUUUAUUUUCGGAGGCUGUCGUGGAAAUGCCAACGCGUUCGGCUUCAAAGAAACCUGUGAAGCGGCUUGUAAAUCCCCAUUGGUUUCCAAGAAAAUGAAACCAUCCACAUUGAAAUCCCUUACAACUUCCACCGUUCCCAUUACGGAGAAGCCAACAGUGGCCACAACUGCGUCGUCAACGAAAGUGGUUACUACAGCCAAAGCACAGGUUGCCAUUAAGAAGUAA
Molecule: messenger RNA, 627 nt
Organism: Musca vetustissima
Lineage: Eukaryota; Metazoa; Arthropoda; Insecta; Diptera; Muscidae
Product: thrombin inhibitor hemalin-like
Exons: 4
Coding region: 1-627 (208 amino acids)
Molecular function (GO): serine-type endopeptidase inhibitor activity
Source: RefSeq, a predicted model, not a curated record